Messenger RNA from Belonocnema kinseyi, 837 nucleotides. RefSeq lists its product as uncharacterized. The transcript has a single exon. The coding region runs from base 1 to 837 and encodes 278 amino acids. The record is from RefSeq and is a predicted model, not a curated record. NCBI's taxonomy places the organism in Eukaryota, Metazoa, Arthropoda, Insecta, Hymenoptera, Cynipidae. Gene Ontology annotation, molecular function: catalytic activity.
AUGAUCAGCAUUCUUCAAGGAAACCUACAUAGAAGUAGAACAGCCGAUGACCUUCUAACACAUCUUGUAUAUGAGAAGAAGGCCGAUCUGCUGCUUCUGUGUGAGCAGUACCAAGAUAGAGAAGUAUCAACGUGGUUUGCAGAUAAUACAGGAACUGCUGCUAUCUCGGUAAGAAAUGGAGAUAAAGUACCAGUGGAUGACCACGGAUCCGGCGCGGGAUUUUUUUGGAUCAGGAGUAGGUGGACCACUUUUGUGAGCGUCUACCUUACCCCAAAUGAGCCCAUCAACGACUUCGAGGUUAAACUAGAAGGUCUAGAGGAAGCAAUACAAGAUAUGGAGGGCGGCAUUGUGAUAGCUAGCGACUUUAACGCGGAAGCGGUAGAGUGGGGAAUGCCAAAGUCGAACCCUAGAGGGAAACGGAUAAUGGAGAUGGCGGCCAGAAGAGGACUGAUAGUUCUUAAUACUGGCGCAUCAACAUUCAGACGACCCGGGCAGAGAGAGACGACACCAGAUGUCUCCUUCGCUUCAGAGAACAUGGCAGGAAAUGUUGUAAACUGGAGGGUGAUGGAAGAAUUUACAGGUAGUGAUCACGAAUACAUCACAUUACAGAAACAGAGGGAAAAUAAAGCUCUCAAAGCCUACACCCGCAGACAGAAAAGGUGGAACGUGCGAAAACUGAACGAGGAGAAGUUUGCAAACGUCAUCACAAGCAAGCCAGAAACAGCAGUAAAAACACGGGGAUGUACAGAGACGAAAGAAGACUCUGUCAACGUCGUGGAGCAGACAAUGGCCCUUAUUGAGCAAGCAUGUGAUGCUGCCAUGCCUCGAAAAAGUUGA